AUGGGUAUGUUGAUAAUCUAUCUUGGACUACACCUGUUCAAGAUAACUAACUGGCUCUAUUAUGAAAUCGAGUUAGGAGAACAAUAAUAUGAUAAAAUCAAGUAGAUGGGAAGAGACAAAGUGGACAAGAGAAGAGAUUACUUAAAAUCUCUUAAUCCGGCUGUCUGUGAUGUAUGUGCCAAGAAGGCGUUUCCAAAAAAGAAGAAGACAACAAAUAAGAGAAAUAGGUCUGAGUCUUUUCUCAGUUAUGUUAGUGAUACUGAAGAUCACCCAGUUGAAAUGAUCUAGCACGAGUAGCAAACUAUAUCAUUGUCUAUGUUAAAGUAGCUCAAAUCAUAAUCAAUUAGAAUAGAAAAAUAAUAAGAUGUUCCUAUGGAUAUAUAGGAAAAUGAUAUGAAGGAGUAUAGAGAAGUGAAAUCUCUAACUAAAUAAUGUAAAGGUCGUAAUAAGAGGAGUAAGACUGAUGCUGGUGAUUUCAUUCAAAAUUUAGAUACUACUGCGGCUGAAACAGAUAUAUAGACUACAUUCACUGCUCAAGUUCCUUCAGACAUUAAGAUGAAUGAUGAUAUAUCUGCUGUUAAGAGUUUAGUGACUUCAAAAUAAAAAAAAAUUAUUCUCUCUAAUGCUCUACAGUUUGUAAACACAUCUUCAGACAGGAUUGUUAUCCUUAUAAUAACGUUCUUGAUAUGCACACAGCUUAUCGAUUUCAUAAACAAAUUACUUAACCGUGUUGAUGCGUUGCUUCAUCAUUAGAUGAUAGGACUGAUUGCUUCUGCUUUCAUUCUUAGAUAAUCGUGCUUGUAUAGUGUUAAGAGUGCACUAACUAUGACAACCCAAGAAAAUAGACAAGCUCUUAUAUUGAAGCUCUCUUUGUAUCUCCCCACUAACUAUAACUCGAAUACUGCUAAGUUGUUAGAAUAAUACUGA
This is a messenger RNA of Stylonychia lemnae, 927 nucleotides long. Lineage: Eukaryota; Ciliophora; Spirotrichea; Sporadotrichida; Oxytrichidae. The record is from the annotation of a GenBank genome assembly.